Molecule: messenger RNA, 892 nt
Organism: Pteropus alecto (black flying fox)
Lineage: Eukaryota; Metazoa; Chordata; Mammalia; Chiroptera; Pteropodidae
Gene: CARHSP1
Product: calcium regulated heat stable protein 1
Exons: 4
Coding region: 155-649 (164 amino acids)
Biological process (GO): regulation of mRNA stability
Cellular component (GO): cytoplasm
Molecular function (GO): mRNA 3'-UTR binding
Source: RefSeq, a predicted model, not a curated record
GGCCCUUAGGCGAUGCAGGAAACUCACCCGGCGCCUACAGCCUCCAUCUCCGCCAGCCUCGCUGGCAGCCCGAUGGGAGGACGGAAGCGCACGUCUUUUUCAGUUUUUAUGAAGAAAGCCCCUGGCCCUCACUGCCUUUCUGGGAUUGGAGUGGAUGUGUGUAUUGGAGUUGGGGGAGCGCAGAUCACCCCGCUCCAGGUCAGCCAUGUCAUCUGAACCUCCUCCGCCACCACAGCCCCCCACCCACCAGGCUUCGGUUGGGCUGCUGGACACCCAACGGGUCCGCGACCGCUCACCAUCCCCUCUCCGGGGCAAUGUGGUCCCCAGUCCGCUGCCCACUCGCCGGACGAGGACCUUCUCCGCGACGGUGAGGGCCUCACAGGGCCCCGUCUACAGAGGAGUCUGCAAAUGCUUCUGUCGAUCCAAGGGCCACGGCUUCAUCACCCCAGCCGACGGCGGCCCCGAUAUCUUCCUGCACAUCUCCGAUGUGGAAGGGGAGUACGUCCCCGUGGAAGGCGACGAGGUCACCUAUAAGAUGUGCUCCAUCCCGCCCAAGAACGAGAAGCUGCAGGCCGUGGAGGUGGUCAUAACUCACCUGGCACCGGGCACCAAGCACGAGACCUGGUCCGGCCACGUCGUCAGCUCCUAGGAGAGGCCAGAAGCACCCCUUCUCCUGGGCUUGUGGGAGACUCUGUGGGGAGGAGGAGGCGGGACCAGACUGGAGAUGACAUUCUAUUGCCUGAGAUAAACAGGGGAGUGUGGUCCCUUUCAAGAAUCUCCUGGAGGCAGGAGUAUUGGGGGCAGGCACGGGGCUGCUCUCAGCCACCAGCACAGCCUCUGACCAGCGCAACCACCUCACCAUCUGAAAACUAUUAAAAGCAUUGAAAAAGGA